CCUGCCCCAGACCUUCUCUACUCUAACACGCCAUGGAUGACGACUUUUCUGGCAGCUUGAUUGAGGAAAUGGAGAUUUGGCUCUCCAGCGAGGACUUUGAGCGUGCUUGGCAUGAAUGCUAUGACCGCAUCUGCAGGGGGUCCACUGGACGUUCGGACAGAAACAUUUCGGAGGCAGUGUUACUGCAAACAGCGGCAAGCCUGCACAAUCAUUUGCCACAUGGGCCGCUGGAGCGGAUGAUUCCGGCGCCGGAUGCAGAGUUUGUGAGAGGAGCUUUGGAGGCGGUUGGUGUCGACGAGCCUCGCAGAGCGGGGCUAGAGGAGCGAGCCCCUUGGCGGGCUGAUGUCGAAGGAUGUCACCGUGUUUUGAGUUGAAGAAACCUGUUCCUUGCAUACCACCCAUGUGAUGGAUUUUGCGAUGGUAAAUGAUUGAAGCUCUUGGAAUGGAAAACAGUUCUGUAAACUGAAGCAGCUGCGACUCAAGCAUGACUGAGCUGCUACUCGCGGAUGCUCGCAGGACCUCGAGCACUUUGAAGCCGCACUGGUGGUGGUCUACACACAUUUGGCUCACUGUGCUUCCUUGUUAGAAAAUGAGAUGCCAGGAAUGGCUCAUGCGAUCCUCACGGGGAAGAUCGAUCCGAGAGGUGCGUAACGUGCUGUCCAUAAGUGCAGCGGAAG
Durusdinium trenchii is the source of this 677-nucleotide messenger RNA. The record is from the annotation of a GenBank genome assembly. Lineage: Eukaryota; Dinophyceae; Suessiales; Symbiodiniaceae.